AUGGGACUUGAGCUAGGAAAAUGGUUUUACUCAGUGGAGUGCAUGUCGGAUAACGGUGACCGUUUGGUCGACUUACGUGAACAGACGGGCCUCAUCAUCGCUUCCGUGUUUAAGGGAAAUGAUCUAUGCUAUCAGCUCACGUGCCAGGGAUUGACGCUUUUAAUGUCUAAAGGACAGCUCAAGCGGAAGAUGAGGACACUUAAACUUCAGCUGGACUACGUUCUGUCGAAGAACAUCCCUCAUUCGGAUAUCCGAAAAUCCAGAGCUAUUUGGUACGUUCUAUUCGACUUUGACCACCGUCCAGUUCUUCUAAGCCUUAGGACAGUUGUUCCACAAGAGAAACCUAACAGGUCCUCCUCAACUGAAAAUCGAUAUGACAGGCCUGAAAGACGAAGAAUGCAGAACGAAAUUCCACCAAUGUGUGUCUAUUCAUAUUGGAGUACGGACCAGGGAGAAGCUUUAUUAUGCGGAUUCCUUCACAAAGUGCACCCAGGAGGCUGCAAAGGAAACACUUCCGGUUCAAAUGCUGCGGAAGAAGUUUGUCUUCGCAUAGGCGAAUAUGAAAUUCUCGUAUAUUCCUUUAUGGAUCGCCCGCAGCACUGA
Molecule: messenger RNA, 603 nt
Organism: Necator americanus (New World hookworm)
Lineage: Eukaryota; Metazoa; Nematoda; Chromadorea; Rhabditida; Ancylostomatidae
Exons: 1
Coding region: 1-603 (200 amino acids)
Source: RefSeq, a predicted model, not a curated record